AUGUUUAGACUUGGGGAAGCUGCACACCCAGGACCAUGGCCUGACACACCAGCAGAAGGCCUGGUAAUUGGAUGCAUGAACCCGACUGGUUUGGUCGGGAAAAGCCACUUGGUCGCUGAACUUCCGACCGGCAGCAGCACCAUUUAUGCAGUUAGUGAGUCGCACCUAUCUGCCCAAGGAAAGAGAAAGUGCGAAACCGAAUUGAAGUUUCAUAAAGUUGGAAUGUCUUUGCAUGCAGGAGCUCCAGUUCCAACCCGCUCCAGUACAGUCAGUGCAGUAGGUGGCAAACAUCGGGGGGUCGCAUUCCUCUCAAGUGUCCCUGGCAGACAGAUGACCCCCACCUGGACGAUGCAAGAAUGGAAGCAAAACAGGUUCCACAUAGCAAGCUUUGCAGUUGGACGUAGAUGGAUUCAAGGAGCUGUUAUCUAUGGACAUGCCGCAGCACCAGACAAUGUAGCCACCAAAGAAGCUACAGAUCAGAUAUGCCGCAUUGCCACAACGAGGUUGAUCGAGCAGAGUUCUGGCCUUAGGUUCAUUGCAGGUGAUUUCAACCAAUCCCACUUGAACCUACCUUCCAUGCAAUACUGGCAGAACCAGGGUUGGGUGAAUGCACAAUGGUGGGCUCAAGAACGUUUGGGAAAACCUUUGCAACCAACAUGCAAAGGGGUGACCAUUAAAGACCACAUUUACCUCAGCCCCGAGCUAGCCAUGUACUUGGAAGAUGUAAUAGUAGAUCAAACAAUCUUCAAAGACCAUGCUGUCUUGGCGGUUGCCCUCGCCUCAUUGGGAUCCCCGCCAAAAGUUCCAAUGUGGAAGCAGCCACUGCCGAUUGAUUGGACAAAAAUACCAGAACUUCCUGAAGAACCCGAAUGUAGUACCCUUCAAGGAUCAUCAGAAGCUCAGUAUGCAUCCAUCAUGAAGGAAUUUGAAGAUGUCAUUGACCACACCCUGAAGGCCAAUAACAGACCUCCGCUCCUGCCACGUCAAAGAGGGAGAGCCAAGACUUUGGAAGUCCACUGGGUCAGUGAAUACACAAAACCACCAAGUAAGGGAAGGGAAGGGGAACUGCAGCCAAAAUUUCAUGGCAUUGACCCGUUGCAUGCAAAGAAGCUGAGGCAGGUAAGACGAGUGCAUAACCUGCUCAAAUUAAGGUCGCGCCAGACCCCAAAUCCACAGCAGUUGGAGCACGCUUCCUGCCUUUGGGAUAGUAUCCGCAAGUCGUCAGGAUUCCCACCUCACUUUGUGGCAUGGUGGAAUCACGAACAUGGACAUGAGGCUGCACUGACAGAUGGCAUGCCAAGCAUGCCCACCCUUCGGAUUAUAUGCGCCCAAUUAGAAGAAGACCUUGCCAACCUGGAAAAGGUUCUGACCCGAACACGUGUGGCCAUGGCAAAAAGACGUAGAGUAGAUGACCCCAAUGUCAUCUUUAAAGACCUGCAGAAGGAACCCCCAAAACCAUGCCAAACACUCCUCAAGCCUUGCCAUGCAAUCAUCACAGCCGUUGAUGAACAGGAAUCAGCCGUGUUGGUAGACCCGCCGCAGACAUGGGAUCCAUCAGUAGAUCUCUUCACCCCUGACUCUAAACUGCAGGUCAUCCAUGCGGAACCGGAUAAAAUAUGGGUGGAGGAUGCCAAUGAUGAAAUGAUAGGACAGACUGUCAAGCAAGAUCAAUACAUGGGUCAAUUGAAUGCUCUUUUCGAUGCGUUUGGGACAGAAUGGUCUAGGCGAUGGGAUAAGCACCUCAAUGUCCCCGCCGACACAUGGGACCCAAUAGUUGAUUUCGUUCGAGAAGCCUUCCCAAUGCAGCCAGAAAUGCAGUCGCAACCUAUCACAUAUGAAGUGUGGCGGAGAGCCCUUAAGAAGAAAUCCAAACGCGCAGCAGUUGGCCCAGACGGGGUCUCUAGAAUGGACCUCCUCCGCUUACCAAAAAGCCUUACCAUACAGCUUUUGGAAAUCUUUGCCCAAGUGGAAGCCGGACAUCCAUGGCCAGCCCAACUUCUAGAAGGAUUCAUCAUUGCCCUCGAAAAAGUAGAAGGAGCAUGCUCAGUCCAGCAGUAUCGCCCGAUAUGUAUCUUUAGUGUCGCAUACAGGACGUGGUCAAGCAUCAGGGCAAAAGAAGUCAUCCAUCAUCUCUCCAAGCUUGCCCCCAGUGCAUGUGCUGGUAGCCUGCCACAUAAGUCUGCAGCCGACAUUUGGUACACAAUCCUUGCUGAAAUCGAACUUGCACACCACACCCAAGAGGAGUUGUCGGGAGCAGUACUCGACUUGAUCAAAUGUUUCAACAUGAUACCCCGGUUUCCGGUGAUGGCCAUGAUGGAGCAUUUUGGUGUGGCCACAGGUACUCUCCGAGCAUGGGCCUCAGCACAGACCCAAAUGAAGCGGCGUUUCAAAUUGCGAUCAUGCGUGGGCCCGGCCUUGGGCUCGUCAACAGGUUUUCCAGAAGGGUGUGCCCUUAGUGUAACUUCAAUGAUUGCAGUUAACAUCACAGCCCAUAGAUGGCUCCAAUGUAAAUAUCCCCGCUCCACGUUGUUCUCUUAUGUUGAUAAUCUUGAGCUGCUUAGUCCCCAAGCCAGUGAAGCCUUGCAGAGUCUCCACGCAUUGGUGAACUUUACUGAAGUUUUAGAUGUUGAAAUCGACUUCAAGAAAACAUACGUUUGGAGCACCCAAACUACUGGAAGAAAACACUUGCGUACACAACAAGACGAAUCCCAGAGUUUCACAAUCAUGCAUUGGGCUCGAGACUUGGGGGGCCACAUGUCGUAUACAAGACAACACACCAACCGCACCUUGCAAAUGAGGUUGGAACAAAUGCCAAAACUAUGGAACCUCCUCGCCCGUUCUUUAGCUCCGUACCCUCAGAAAUUACGGGCGUUGAAGGCAAAAGCAUGGCCACUUGCCUUACAUGGAGCACCAGCAGUAACUUUGGCAGAUAACCACUUUUCCACCUUAAGAACAGGGGCGACUAGAGGUCUCAAAGAACAUACCAGCGGCAUGAACCCCAUGGUCCAUCUCAGUGCGGUGGAACACCCCACCCACGAUCCCCAAUUUUAUGUCCUGUUAUCCACUGUCCUCACGUUUAGGUCACAUGGCCCUGAUGAAUAUGUGCUGGACUAUGUGAUGGCGUCCAACGCCAUGCCAACACAGUUUAAGCAGACCCCCCCUGGGCCAUGCCAUGUCCUCCUGGUGAGGCUGCACCAGCUUAGUUGGAGCUGGGUCACUCGUGGUGUGUUUUUAGACCAUGACCAAAUGCCAAUUGAUGUCCUGCACUGUCCGGUACAGGAACUUAGACAAAGGUUGAUAGAAGCAUGGCAAAUCCGCACUAUGGGGAUCGCACAAGACAGGAAAACUUUUGGGGGUGCAGCCCACAUGCAUGCAGGUCUAAGCACAGCAAAGAUGCAGUCACAUCCUCCGGAAGCCCAGGCAGUGUUACGUGCCGCUCUCAAUGGAACAUUCUUCACUGCAGAUAGACUUGCCAAGCGAGAUCCGGAAGCCUCAAGUAAGUGCCGUUUUUGUGGGGCAGAAGAUAAUCAGGUGCAUCGGCAUUGGCGCUGUCCUCACUUUGCUGCGUGCCGACGUCACAUGACACAGCAACAAAUCGAGCACAUUUUGGCCAUGCCUCCGGUUAUCCCAAAUCAUGGAUGGAUUCCCACACCACCAUCCUUGUUGCCUUUCAGAGAAGCGUGUUUGCACAUUCCAGAUGAAACUAAGGUUUUCGCUUGGCCAGAUGUCUUGGAGGAUGAGUUGCAUUUCUUUACAGAUGGGUCAUGCCUGGACCCGACAAGCCAGUUGAGCAAGCUUGCCAGUUGGGGUGUAGUUUUGGGAUCAACCACAAGUGAUGCGUUUGUACCCAUUUCAAACGGCCUACUCAGGGGAUGGACUCAGACAGCUGCCCGAGCUGAAAUAGUUGCUGCCACCAGCGCAUGCGAGUGCGCAAUCAUCCUUAAGCGCCCAUGCUUUCUGUGGGUGGAUAACGAUCGAGUAUAUAAGAAGCUGCGCAAUUUCAAACAUGGAAAGUGUCAGAUUGGCCUCAAUCAAAAAGAUGCGGACCUGUGGGGUAAAUUGGCAGAUGCCGUAGCUCGACUCGGUUCACUCUUAGUUGCAGUCACCAAGGUGGUCAGUCACCAAAAUCCACUAGGUGCACAGGAUGAAGCAGAGUCAUGGAUUUUCCGUGGCAAUGCCGCAGCUGACGCAUUGGCUGCGUCUGCGUACUCAAGGUUCCCAAUGGUCACUAGGAAAUGGUCACAGCUCCGUACAGACGUCGCUGCAGUGUGUUUGUUCCGUGAAAGCGUCCAUAAAGUCAUCAUCACGGUGGCCCAGAGGUCGGUCACACAGCCGAAAGAACCAGAAGUUGCAGAACAUGCAGAUAGACCUAGAAUACACCCAGACCAGGUUCAGGAAUUCCGUCCAGAGCCGCAGGCCCAAGCACUUCAGUCAAAACGUUUUGCCAUUAACCAACAGGACACUAUCACCCAAUGGUUUUCUUCCAUAAUAGAUCCUGGGGCGCCCAUUAAGAUGCUUAGCUGGUUUCAGUUGAAUAUCCUCUUCGAAUACCAGACUGGAUUGGCAGGGAUUAAAUACAAGCCUUCGAGCAAACGAUACUUUCUCAUUGAGGAUGAUGCCAAGGGGGACUUUGCCAUUCUCAGCCACAAUCCGUUUCUGGACGAUGUGCGUGCCGAUGCGCAUAUCCGAAGCUGCGAUCGAAACUUGCGA
This is a messenger RNA of Cladocopium goreaui, 4710 nucleotides long. NCBI's taxonomy places the organism in Eukaryota, Dinophyceae, Suessiales, Symbiodiniaceae. The record is from the annotation of a GenBank genome assembly.